CUAAUUCCUAUUUGUGAAAGACCCGUCAAUUUUCAGGUUACCCGGAAGGCCCAAAACCCGAAAGACAAAGCCCAGACCCGCUGUAGCAGUAAGAGAGGGUUUAACACUCGACCAUUGCCGUCGCCGCCCUUUCUUCCUCUCUCACUACACAGUACACACUAAAAAUGCGUCGAAUCACCACCCCAUCAACAAUCCGGACACUUCUCCGUCGCUGCAUUUCUUCGUCGGCGACCAAUCAAACGCACCACCUUCCUUGUUCCCAGAUUUCCCUUUCCAAAACCCAUUUUUUCACUUCACCACUUCCCCACUAUGAUUCAUUUUCUUUUUCGCACUAUUCUACCAGUUUCAGAUCCUUUUCAUCCCAAUCCGGAAGGGAUCAAGAAGAAACAACCGCUCAGUCUCUUUCAUCUGAGCUUGUUAAGGAGCUCGAUGCAGAAUCUCUAUCAAUUCCACAAAGUCUCGAUCUUUCUUUCUCCCAUGUCAAUUUGACGCCUUCCCUGAUCCUUACCACACUCAAUCUUUCCCCAGAUGCAGGCCGGACAGUAUUAGGGUUUUUCAAGUGGGUUAAGUCUAAGGAAAGUUUCAAGGUUGAUGAUGAGGUUGUGUCUUGCUUUGUGGAUUAUUUUGGAAGGAGAAAGGAUUUUAAAGCUGCCCAGGAUGUACUUAUUGAUGGGAUAGGGUUAACGGGAAGGAAGACGUUAGAAUCCAUGGUUGAUAGACUUGUUAGGGCUGGAAGACCCACUCAGACAGUAGCAUUUUUUGAAAAUAUGGAGAAAGAUUACGGUUUAGCGAGGGAUUUAGAUUCUUUGAAGUUGGUAGUUUCUAGGUUGUGUGAGCAUGGAUUUGCUAGCUAUGCUGAGAAAAUGGUUAAAAGUUUGGCUUGCGAAUUCUUCCCGGACGAAUAUAUAUGCGAUAUGCUGGUAAGGGGUUGGUGUAUUGAUGGGAAACUUGAUGAGGCACAGCGGUUAGCUGGGGAGAUGUAUAGGGGAGGGUUCGAAAUUGGGGCUUCAGCUUAUAAUGCAAUACUUGAUUGUGUUUGUAAGCUGUGUAGGAAGAAGGAUCCUUUCAGGCUUCAAUCUGAGGCAGAAAAUGUGUUGCUAGAAAUGGAGGAGAAAGGCGUUCCUAGAGACGUCGAAACCUUUAAUGUUUUGAUUACUAACUUAUGUAAGAUUAGGAAAACAGAGGAUGCUUUGAAUCUGUUUUAUAGGAUGGGGGAGUGGGGUUGUAAUCCCGAUGAAACAACGUUUCUCACUCUUAUUAGGAGCUUGUACCAGGCUGCUAGAGUUGGAGAAGGUGAUGAAAUGAUUGAUAGGAUGAGAUCUGCAGGAUUUGGGGAUGCGCUUGAUAAGAAGGCCUAUUAUGAAUUCUUGAAAAUAUUAUGUGGGAUUGAAAGAUUGGAUCAUGCUAUGAGUGUCUUUGCAAAGAUGAAAGAGGAUGGUUGCAAACCGGGGUUAAAGACAUACGACUUGUUGAUCGGAAAAAUGGUUGCUCAUAAUCGGGUUGACAAAGCAAAUGCACUAUAUAAGGAAGCCGAGAGCAAUGAUCUGGCAGUUGAACCAAAGGCCUAUAUGGUGCACCCAAAAUAUGCAAAGAAGAAAUCCGCCCCUGCCAAGAAGGAGGAAAAGAAGAGGGAGACGUUUCCAGAGAAAAUGGCUAGAAAGAGGACAAAACUAAAGAAAAUUCGCCUUAGUUAUGUGAAGAAACCUAAAAAGAUGGCCCGACGAGCAUUUUGAUCCCUUCUGUAUUGGAUGAUUUUGAGCGAGAUUUUCCAAUGGUAUGUUGACAUUAUUUCCCCCUCAUUUUGUUAUGUCUUGACCAUACUAGAAAUAAAAUUUUGGCUUACAACAAUGCUCUCUACCUUAUUUUUUUGACCUUUAAAUUUGUAACUCAUGAAUGAAUUUAUAUUUUUGUAUCUCAUGAAUUGAUUUAAAACUAUAAAUUCUGAAUGUGUCUG
This is a messenger RNA of Solanum lycopersicum (tomato), 1954 nucleotides long. RefSeq names its product pentatricopeptide repeat-containing protein. Gene Ontology annotation, molecular function: protein binding. The record is from RefSeq and is a predicted model, not a curated record. Lineage: Eukaryota; Viridiplantae; Streptophyta; Magnoliopsida; Solanales; Solanaceae.